Messenger RNA from Tuber melanosporum (Perigord truffle), 1077 nucleotides. RefSeq lists its product as uncharacterized. NCBI's taxonomy places the organism in Eukaryota, Fungi, Ascomycota, Pezizomycetes, Pezizales, Tuberaceae. The record is from RefSeq and is a predicted model, not a curated record. The transcript is spliced from 3 exons. Bases 1 to 1077 code for a protein of 358 amino acids.
AUGAAGACUUCAUUCUCUGCCUUGGCCGCCUUGGCCGCCGCUUUGCUAUUGAGUUCGGCGAAUGCCCACGUCAAUCUCAAGUCGCCAGUUCCGUUCAGAACUUCGACACAAGCACCCCAGAAUGCGAUACAGCAGGACUUCGACAUGAAGGCUCCUCUCGACAAAUCUGGCAGCAACUUCCCUUGCAAGGGAUAUCACAAAGAUGCCAAGGGAACUCAGCCCCUCGUCGAUUGGCCAGCCGGGAGCACCCAGACCAUGAGCUUUGACGGAUCAGCGACUCAUGGUGGUGGAUCUUGCCAGGUUUCAUUUUCUGAGGAUGGAGGCAAUACCUGGAAGGUCGGCAAGUCCUUCGUUGGAGGAUGCCCGCUCAAGGACAUUAGCUUCACUGUUCCCAAGGAGACCAAGAAUGGUCCCGUUUUCGUCGCUUGGACAUGGUUCAACAACGUGGGCAACAGAGAAAUGUACAUGAACUGCGCCGCCAUCACCAACACUGGCGGUGGGCAGGGUUUGUCUGCAUACCCCGACAUGUUCAAAGCGAACAUAGGAAAUGACUGCACGACCGAGACGGGCGACCUCGCAUUCCCCGACCCGGGCAAGAACGUUGAGGGCUCGGGAGGUGUCCCGCCAGUCGGAGGGGGCUGUGGCGCAACUGGCUCGCAGCCACCUGCUGGCGGCUCACACCCGAACCCCACCCUCAGUAGCGCCCCCCCACAGCUCACCCCCACCAGCGGCUCACAGGUCACCUCCCCCGCACCCUCAGGGACAACCAAGACAUCUGUUCCUGCGGGAACCCCAUCCUCGGUACCUAGUGGAACUGUCGCUCCUGUUCCUUCCUCUCCCGCCCCGGCCCCAUCCACCGCUCCCUCUCAAUACCCGCAACCCUCCACCGGCGGAGCUUGCGUCGAGGGCGCCAUCACAUGCAAUGCCGAUGGAACAUGGAGCCAGUGCGGAAGCGGGGUCAACCAGAACAUGGGCAAGACUGCCCCCGGAACUGCCUGUGCGAACGGCGGGACGAAGCCUAUCAAGACCAAGCGUUUCAUUCGCUUCUCAAAGGAGCAUAUGGCUCGUAACGCUUAA